CACCUAGUUUUUUUGUUGUUGAACAUUCUGAAGAAUUGGAACAAACAGUUUUUUAUCCACGUAUUGUUAUCGAAUGAUGAUUCGAAAUAUCAACAUUUUUGUAUUUUCAACCUCAGACCUUCCCUUUGAUAUUUAAAAAAAACGCAUUCGAACAACAUACAAUUCAUUCAUUUGAAUAAAUUUUUUGUAAAUAACUCCAAAUGGCCGAAUGGAAACCAUUAUCAUUUCAAUCAUCAUGGUUUUUUAAUAGUAUUUUUGUAUUAACAGCAUUAAUAUUAACUGGAUGUUUAUUAAUCUUUUCACGAAUUAUGAUUGAAAAUCUUGCCGAUUCAAAUUUCGUUGAUGAAAAGAUUCAUAUACCAAAAAUAUUGAUUGAAUUUAUUUUCAUGUUUGAUUCGAAAAUUUUUCUUAUCGAACCGGGUCUUUUGGCUGAAUUUUCUAAUCCAAAACAAAUUGAACAAUUACGAUGGCGUUUUAAUAUGGAUAAAUUACAAUUUAAAGAAUCGGAUUAUUUUGUUACAUUUGGUUUGUUUGAUUAUAAUCAAAAUGAAUUUUAUAAAAUGUUAAAAAUGGAAAAUAUUACCUAUGAAAAAUUCGAAUGUUUAUAUCCAUUCGAUUCGAACAACAGUAACAACAACAACAACAAUGUUACCGGUCAUAUUAUUUUCCAUUUGAAUGGUUGGACAAUACAUACGGUUAUUUUCUAUCAUGUUGAACAUUUUCUUUGGAUUGGACAAUUAUCAUCGAAUCAUUCAACAAUAAUCAAUGACCAUCAACAACAACCAUUACGAUUUGGAAAAUAUGAACAAAUUUUCGAACCAUUUCGAAUACAAUUUUAUGAAAUUAUACCGAUACCAGAUGAUCAUGAAUAUUUUCUUAGUCAAUUAUCAACAUCACGUUAUUUACAUUGUUCAAUGGAAAAAAUGAAUUGGUUCAAACAACAUAAAAUCCCAUUGAAUGAAGAAAGAAUACGUGUUACAAUCGAUGCAAUCAUAACAAUGAAAUCAUUUAUGAAAGAAUUACAAAUGCAAUUUUGGAUUAUGUGUGGUACAUUAUUGGGUUGGUAUCGUCAUUGUCAUCCAAUACCAUAUACAACCGAUACUGAUCUGUCGACUUGGUCAAAAUAUUUUCAAAAUGAACAACAAGAUAUCGAAAACAUGACAGAAACAUUAAAAUAUUUAGCACCUAAACAUGGCCUUAAUCUUUUUUAUCGUUUUGGUGAACCAACAAAAACAUUAGAAUAUUCAUUUCGUACACAAUAUUAUGAUGAAAAAAUUGAUUUAUUUAUUACAUAUAUUGAUCAUAUAAAUGGUUCGUAUUUUCUACCAAGUCAUAUAACCCGUAAAAAACAAUAUCGUAAUUAUUAUUAUCCACGCUAUGAUCUUUGUUCAAUACAAUUAUUGGGACAUAAAUUAUUAGCACCAUGUCAAGCAGAAAAAGUUAUUGAAAAAGAAUAUGGUCCUGAUUGGAAUAUACCUAUUGAAGAAUGGAAUUAUGCAUCAUCACCAUUUAAUGGUGGUGAAUUGAAAAAUUUUUCCUUUCCAAUCAAUCAAUAUACAGAAUAUUCACGUUUAUAUAAACCAUAUGAAUUGAUUAGGAUUGAUUAACUUUUUAUAUUGAUGAAAAUGUUUUUUUUGAAUCAAUUAAAUUUCCGUUCUAUUUGUA
Messenger RNA from Dermatophagoides pteronyssinus (European house dust mite), 1665 nucleotides. RefSeq names its product ribitol-5-phosphate transferase FKTN-like. Lineage: Eukaryota; Metazoa; Arthropoda; Arachnida; Sarcoptiformes; Pyroglyphidae. The record is from RefSeq and is a predicted model, not a curated record.